This is a messenger RNA of Neltuma alba, 2934 nucleotides long. RefSeq names its product putative leucine-rich repeat receptor-like serine/threonine-protein kinase At2g24130. NCBI's taxonomy places the organism in Eukaryota, Viridiplantae, Streptophyta, Magnoliopsida, Fabales, Fabaceae. The transcript is spliced from 2 exons. Gene Ontology annotation, biological process: protein phosphorylation. Gene Ontology annotation, molecular function: ATP binding; protein binding; protein kinase activity. The record is from RefSeq and is a predicted model, not a curated record. The coding region runs from base 1 to 2934 and encodes 977 amino acids.
AUGUUUCUAUUCUUCUAUCUUGUCAUUUUUCGCUUUGGUGGGGUUGCCGGUGGGGAAGAAAAUGCUCGCGAAGUGACUGAUGGAAUUUCACUAAGAAAUUUCAUGUCAGGGAUUGUUUCAGACCCAGAAAACUCUCUAGCUAGUUGGAGAUCUCCUGGGGUUCCGUUUUGUAAUUGGUCUGGAAUUGUAUGUAACAAUGUGAGUGGGGAAGUUACAGGGAUUCAUCUUGGAAGGAGGUCACUAGGGGGUAUAAUUUCCCCUGCUCUUGGUAACCUCUCUGCUUUGAAAGUUCUUGAUCUUUCUGAAAACUUUUUUGUGGGUCAUAUCCCAAAAGAGUUGGGGUGCUUAGUUCAGCUUGAAAAGCUCAGUCUGUAUUGGAAUCUUCUAGAUGGGACGAUCCCUUUAGAGCUGGGUUCACUUCACCGCUUACGCCACUUAGACAUAGGAAGUAAUAUGCUUGAGGGGAUGAUUCCACCUUCAUUGUUCUGCAAUUUGUCAUCCUCACUGACAGAUUUAGACCUAUCUAACAAUUCACUAGUUGGACAAAUCCCCUUGAAUAAUGAGUGUGUGCUUUAUGAGCUUAAGUAUCUCUUAGUCUGGUCUAACCAUCUUGUGGGACAAGUUCCUCUAGCUCUUUCAAACUCCACAAAGCUCAAAUGGAUUGAUUUGGGAUCGAACAUGUUUAGUGGUGAGCUACCAUCAAAGAUUAUAGGUAAUUGGCCACAUUUACAAUAUUUCUACUUAUCCUCCAAUGACUUUGUUGGCCAUAAUGGCAAUAUCAAUCUUGAACCAUUCUUUGCCUCCUUAGUUAAUUUGACCAAACUUCAAGUGCUUGAACUGGAUGGAAACUAUCUUGGGGGGAGGCUACCUCGUAUAAUUGGAGAUCUUCCAACAUCAUUGAUACAGCUUCAUCUUGAGGACAAUCUCAUAUAUGGUUCCAUUCCCUCACACAUUGCCAACCUUGUCAGUCUAACUCUAUUAAACUUGUCCAAUAACCAACUAAAUGGAUCAAUCCCUCCAAACCUAUCCCUGAUGAGUAAGCUUGAGAGAGUUUUUUUGUCCAAUAAUUCAUUAUCUGGUGAGAUUCCUCCAACCAUUGGUCAUAUUCAGCAUCUGGGUCUGUUAGAUUUGUCAAGAAACAAGAUUUCUGGUUCAAUACCAGAUAAUUUUGCCAAUCUUUCCCAGUUAAGAAGGCUUUCACUUUAUGAUAACCAGCUUUCUGGAACAAUACCACCAAGCCUUGGAAAGUGUGUCAAUUUGGAGAUUUUAGACCUAUCUCACAACAAGAUUUCUGGGGUGAUUCCUACAGAAGUUGCAGCCUUAACUAACUUGAAAUUAUACUUGAAUUUGUCAAGCAAUAACUUAGAUGGGCCUCUGCCAUUAGAGCUCAGCAAAAUGGACAUGGUUCUAGCGAUCGAUCUAUCUAUGAACAACCUCUCCGGUAGAAUCCCACCACAGUUUGAAAGUUGCAUAGCACUUGAGUAUCUUAACCUUUCAGGUAAUUCUUUAGAAGGCCCUCUUCCAUAUUCUUUAGGCCAAUUGCCUUACAUUCAAGCACUAGACGUGUCUUUGAAUCAAUUGACUGGGGAGAUACCUCAAUCCCUUCAGCUGUCUUCUACUCUCAAAGAACUCAAUUUCUCUUUCAACAAAUUCUCAGGGAGCGUCUCAAUUGGGGGAGCAUUUUCGUCUCUCACCAUAGACUCUUUUCGAGCAAAUGAUGGCCUUUGUGGCUCAGUAAAAGGCUUGCCUAGCUGCCAUAAGAAGCAGAGCCAUCAUUUGAUUCUCAUGUCAAUUCUUGUGUUACUCUUUGGCACCCCCAUGUUCUGCAUGUUUAGGCUCAAUUCAGGAGUCCAAAAGAAACUAGCCAUUGCUAGCGUGGGAAACUCGGAACGCGAAGAGGAUAGAAAAGAGCUCAGUUACCCAAGAAUUUCACAUAAACAACUUGUUGAAGCCACUGGGGGCUUCAAUGCUUCAAACUUGAUUGGUUCAGGUCGGUUUGGAAAAGUCUAUAAGGGAGUCCUCCAGGACAAUACAAGAAUAGCAGUGAAAGUAUUAAAUGCUACCACUGCUGGUGAUAUUUCAGGGAGCUUUAAAAGGGAAUGCCAGAUCCUAAAAAAGACUAGGCACAGAAACUUAAUAAGGAUCAUCAAAAUUUGCAAUAAGCCGGAGUUUAAGGCUCUUGUUCUUCAACUAAUGCCAAAUGGUAGCCUCGAGAGGCACCUAUAUCCGAGCAGUGGUUUGAGCCGGAGGUUGGAUCUUCCUCAGUUAGUGAGGAUCUGCAGUGAUGUAGCUGAGGGAAUGGCUUAUCUCCACCAUUACUCUCCAGUUAUAGUGGUUCAUUGUGAUCUUAAGCCAAGUAAUAUACUUCUUGAUGAUGAUAUGACAGCUCUGGUGACAGAUUUUGGAAUUUCAAGGCUUGUUAAAUGUGAUGAGGGCAACCCCUCCAAUAACUCAACAUCUUUCAGUUCGACACAAGGCUUGCUAUUGGGCUCUAUUGGCUACAUAGCCCCUGAGUAUGGAAUGGGAAAAUAUGCCUCAACUAAAGGUGAUGUCUACAGUUUUGGAGUAGUUCUGCUAGAAAUUGUGACAGGCAGGCCCCCCACAGAUGUCCUUAUCCAUGAAGGUUCUAGCUUGCAUGAAUGGGUUAAGAGACAGUAUCCACGCAAGCUUGAAGCCAUUGUGAAACAAGCAUUGGAAAGGCACUUUCCUUUAAGCCUCCCUUCAGAGCGACAUAACAGAAUCUGGCAAGAUGUAAUAAUGGAACUCAUAGAGCUGGGCCUUAUCUGCACACAGAACAAUCCUUCAAGGAGACCAAGCAUGCUGGAUGUAGCUCAAGAACUUGGGAGGUUGAAAGACUACUUGUCUAAUCCAUCACAUCAUAUGACUGAAGAAGUCAAUUGCAAGGGUGAUAUCCUUUCUACUGUGAAAGCAUAG